AAUGGACUUCAUCCGGAGCCGAGUGCACUUGAUCCAAGCCACCUGACUCGACAAUAUACCAUGAGUUCAAAAUCAUCUCUACUCUUUAACAGGCGUAGCCAGAAUUCAUCGAGGCUUCCUGCACAACCACCAUCCACGGACCCGUGGGAACAUGCUCUUGCGCUAUACAUGAAGGACCUGGACCCGUUGAAACAACACAAAUUUCAAGCCCCGACAACGGUUGAUGAGUGUCUGGAAGCUAUAGUCCUGAAUGGACAAAAGCGGCGAUCGUUUACCCGUAUUCUCGAAUUCUUGAGACCGCUGAUUGAUCCGUUGAAACGGUUUGAGAGUGCGAUUGACGUUGUCGUACAAGUUAACGCUGGCAUCGCGUCGCCCAUUUGGGGGCCGCUUCGAGUUGCACUCACGAUCGCCGCCCAGCAUCUGGCAACCCUGGAAACGCUGGUUAUCAUUGUGGACAAGAUCGCUCACUCUGUGCAGCGCUAUGAGAAUUUGAAAACGCUUUUCGCUGAGCAUGAUGGCGUGCGCGAUGCUGUUGGACGGCUCUAUUGUGAAUUACUACGUCUUUGCGCGUGCAUAUCGAAGUACGAAACGAGUCGCAUUCGGUAUAUCUUGAAUCCAUUUGGGAAAGAAUUUGACGCUGUUUCGACGGCGAUUGAUCAGCGUGCUCUGGAUGUUGAGCGUGCGGCGCAAGCUGCGCAUUUUGAGGAAUCGAAAGUGGCGAGGGAGAUCUUGUUGGCUGAGACACAAGAACAGGAUGCGCGCCGGUUACGGUGUUGGUUGGGCCCGGCUUGUGUUGAAGAUGAUCUUCAAAGACGGGGUUUAGAGUAUCUCCAGGGCUCUGGGGACUGGAUUUUGCAAGCAGAGGGGUUCAAAAAGUGGUACAGCUCACCAAUCAGUCAUGUAUCUACGGGGACCAACUGCUCGCCUCCCAGUAUAGCAUCGGAGUCUAUGCUUCAGGUCAUCGGGAGACCUGGAAGUGGAAAGAGUAUACUAGCCGCUUACUUGGUGAACCAUCUAUCCCAGGCUGAACGAGUGGGAUAUUUCUUCUUCGAUAAGCAAGACUCUGAACGGAACAUGAUGAUCCAUGCUGCAAGGACUAUUCUCGCUCAGCUUCUCAAUUUCUAUCCCGAGUUUACAGACAUGCUUAUGCCCGUGUACAAGCAGAGCGGUCGCGUGGUCGCAGACUCUCUGACAGAAGUGACGAAAAUGCUGAAACAAGUACUGGGUCAGCUUUCCUCUCGACCCGACGCUCAAUUCCAUUACAUUGUCCUUGAUGGUAUCGAUGAAUGUGAAGAUUGGCAGGCGUCGAAUGGUCAUUUUCUUGGAAGUCUCCCCAAGAAUGGAUCGUUCAAGAGAGUACUGUUUUCACGAGUCCCAUCGGCUUCGUUAUCCUCGAAUGUACCGUCGAUGGAUCCCCUGAUCGUUACCAUGGAGUCAAACCAGAAUGGGGACAUACGAGCAUACGCCGAAGCCCGGGUUCAGAAGAUGGUUCACAUCGCAGAUACUGAUCUUGGUCUCCAGGUCGUGAGCAGGACCGCCGAACAGGCUGACGGUCUUUGGUUAUACGCGCGACUUUUACUGGACGAGAUAGCGCGUGCUCCAAGCCGUGAGGUUGUCGAGUCGAGUCUUGAUUCUCUUCCAUCAGGCCUGGAAGAACUAUACAACCAUAUCCUGUGCACAAAUGAGGCCAAGAUGACCGAUGCUGAGAAAGUCUUUGCCCGAUAUCUGUUUCUGUGCGCGGAUAUUAGCAACUAUAUGCCCGACUUUCUUGCUCAAACCACGGAUAGUCUUCAACAGGGUAUGCUGGAUCUAGUCUUUCGUUUCGCCAAUGGAGGAACCAUGCCGUUUGAUGUUCCGAAAUUGGCAGAGAGACUCGGCGCGCCAUUGAUCGAAGUCUUGCGCCCCACAGAGCACACAUAUGAGUUGAGAUUCGUCCAUCUAUCCAUCUAUCAGUAUCUCGCAGACUCAACCGGAUUAGCUAAAAAGGGGGAACCCCCAGAGCUGAUCCAGACUCGGCAGGUGCGAGGACUCUACAGAGGUGCCGUGGCCGUGUGGUACUUUACGAAAUGUCUAGACUCGGAACUGCAUUUGCGCGCCCUUCAGAGCAGCAAGUCGGAGCUCAGUCUCGAGCAGUGGUCUGAAUGCUACUUCCCAAUGGCAUACUGCUUAUGGGAUGCUCUGAAGAUACGAGGCUGCCAUCUGCAGCGUCUCUCAGAGCCCUUGCUCGAUGAGGCACAGAACACACUCGAGACACUGACUGCUUUCUUGUGUACGAAGAGCUGUCUCCGAUGGUUCGAACUUUCUACUAUAAUCAACUACGCCGGGAACUUCCCACAAUUACUCGAAAGAAUCCUCGAAGCACUCGAGAUUGCUCAGUUUGAGCAGGAGAAUAGUUGGAUUUCAAGUGCAUACAAUCGUUUUAACAGGGCACGUCUGACAUUUCUUAAUGAGUGGCAACUCAUUAUGCUACAGACUACUCCAUGGAAAAUACCCGUUGGAGAAUCAACCGGCCCAGUUCAAGACAUAAGAAGACCUGGAUUUGAUGAUGGUGUUCCGGUGCAAAUCAUGUUGCAUAUUGCCGAGAAAUGGAGUGCAAAUUUUAUGAUGUUCGGUACAGCUCGUGUGUCCCUCGACGGGAACUCAGCGGCUCGAGCUCGAUGUCCGAGGUGUUUGGCCCUGAUGGGCCAGAAGGACAUGAAGAAGCACUGGAUGAUGGGAUGUCGGAGAAGGAGGUGACCCAUUGAAAUAUGGAAGCUAUUUUAAUCUAAGCACUAGCUAGAUAUCAAUGCUAUUAUAUCGUGGGAACGAGGGCGUUCGAAAAGAGGGCAUAAUUAGACUCGCCCCUGGUAUCCAGGACGGCAAACAUAAUCUCUUCAAAUACACCAUUCCACUCGCUUUCCUCCAGAACCUCCUUGUAGAUCCUGGCAACCUCGGCUGGGGGAUUCUGGAAUGCACCGCAGCCCAUCGCGCCCAACACGCAAUGCGUGAUCUUGUUCUGCGCAAGAAUUCGGAAAAUCUGUCGCAUUUUGUUCUUCAGGAUUUCAACAUCCUGCGGACGAGCUAUUUUCUAUUAGCAUCAGCCAUGAAAAACAUUAGUGGGGGAGUAUCAAUGUCACUCACCAAACCGUUUCUUAUCCAUCGUCAGAGCCGGACGCCUCAAAGCCGGUAAACUAAUGACGCUCACCGAAAAGAUCUCAUCAGGCUGAUAAACACGACCCCACGACCCAAUCUCGUCCCUGAAAACCGCUACGUUGGGUGACCAAAUCGCCCCCAGGACGGGAAUCGGAUAGAAUCGUUUGUACAGCGUCGCAGCCAAUGUGCUUCGCAUACACAAGGCUUCUUCUUGCGCUAGGGCUCCGCGAAGCCAGCCUCCGCCAGGAUUUUUUUCACUGGCCAUAUUCAAGACUCCAAUUUUGGCGGAUGGAUUGGCAUCGAGGAUUGUUUUGGCUGCUGUGAAGCUGUCCAUGUUUACGACUGAGAGUUUUGGUUUGGUUGCGGUGGAUGUAGCCGAGAGAGCGGGCAGGAGUUGAGAGUAUAAGAUUGCUUCGUUGGUGGCACUGGUCGUGUUGAGGAUAGCCGGAGUGAGCGACUGAGUCUCUGCGGCGAGUGCUUGACGCUCGAUUUUGUUUGGAGGCUUCGACAUGUUUGGGACUGGGCGAUAUGGUGAUGGGGCCUAUUCUAGGACGAGAAGUGGUGGAUUGGUUGUUUGGAUUGAAUAGUGAGGAGCUUUGGUAGCUAUUUUAUAGAGUUGUCGGUUAUUGUGAGUCACUGGAACAAUGGGUAGCCAAGGCAUACUCGAAAGGCUUACAGAACCAGCGAAUACGAGACAUGAUGGGGUGAGUUCAUGAUGAUCUGCUGUUGGCCCGCUGCCAAGUCCUAUACCUUGCCGCUUAGGGUGUCCG
This is a messenger RNA of Penicillium brasilianum, 3902 nucleotides long. The record is from the annotation of a GenBank genome assembly. NCBI's taxonomy places the organism in Eukaryota, Fungi, Ascomycota, Eurotiomycetes, Eurotiales, Aspergillaceae.